AUGCGACCUCCAAGAGUCAUCAUAGGAGCCGCCUUUAUCGCGACAGCGGUAUUCCUAACAUUCCUCUCUCUACGGUCCUCUCAUCAGCCGCAGACCGUGAAUUCCUCUACAGUGACGCCAAAAGCCGGUAUACGGACACUAUUUUCCUUCCGAGCACCAUUUUCUCUCUUUCCUCCCAAUGCAAUCAUAACCUUGACACACGAGAAUUCUACAGCCUUUCUAGCGCGGCCUGCAACAUUUGGACCUUCGCUGCCUACGGCUGGCCUGAAAGGGCAGGUUUGGAUAGGCAGUGGGUUUGGAGACGAUAGUAUAAGACAGGGCCCUGUUGCAGCUGGUGCAGAAGGAGAGCUAGGAUGCAGCGAUGUUCCAGGUUGGGCGGAGAGCUUUAAAAAGUCUGGUGCUGCGACGCCCGAUGGUGGAAAGUCGACAGCCGGCGAGUCUGUGACAGUCACCACCAAAUCGAAAGCCCAGAGGCGGGGAAAGGAAGAGAAUAGAGAUAGCCGGACUGCAGAUUCGGAAGGCUCAGUUCAAAUUGGAAAGAGCCGGAACAAACCUCCAGUGAACGACGGAACAGACGACUACCUCCACCAUCCUCUCCAAGGCUCGACCGUAACGAAAACGACCGAUAAACAGCAUAUUGACUCAAACGGGCAUCAUGCAGACAUACAAUCAAUACAAGAAGGGGCGGAGAUCACAGGAAAGGUUGUGCUCUUGAGCCGUGGUGGCUGCGGAUUCUUGGAAAAGGUCAAGUGGGCACAACGACGAGGAGCUAUUGCCCUUAUCGUCGGUGACGAUAGGAAAGGAGGGCCUUUAAUACAGAUGUAUGCAAGAGGUGACACCUCGAACGUUACGAUUCCCUCCAUCUUCACGUCCCGGACGACCGCACAUCUCCUAUCUUCCCUGAUUGGACCUGGGAGCUUCCUCGAGGAUUCGAUAGACGAGAAUGGAAAACCUACGUUGAAGGUACAACACACGGAUCGAGUCAAGAAGCCAGGGAAGAAGACAGAAUCAGGCCCAACUUUUACUGCAACGACAGACUCGGUCAAACCGACAGGCUUGACAGCUCGGGGUUCCUCCAAGAAUACAAAUAAGAAGCCGGCAGCAAAAACGGAAGAGAAAGUGGCAGUCAAGGCUUCCGAGAGUAGAGGAUGGUUCAAGUCUUUAUUUUUUGGGACUCGCAAAAGCAGUUCGGAAUCAGAGAGCAGUCGCCCCCCAAGUAGUGGUCAGUUGGAUUGGGUCCUUGUUGAUGAUUGGAAGGAUGACGAUUCUGCGGGGUCAAAGAAGAUCUCAACCAAACCACAGAAAGUCGAUGUAGAAAAGAAGCCAAGUCAGAAGACUAAACCUGGCUCUAAGUUAUCUUCUGGGGACGACUUUGUCAUUGGAGUGCAAGACUGGCGAGAUCCAGACUUGGUCGGAUCCUCGAGUUCUAAAGACGCGGAGAACGGAGUAAAAGCCCCUCCCGCCAAGGCUGGUGGGAAAUUAGAUGCAACCAAACCCAAGAAUGAAACUCCUCAGCCAACUAAGCAGAGUGGCAAAACCCAGAUCGGGGGGCCUCUUAGAGGAGGCAGCAUCACUCCUGGAAGUGGUGAGUACGACACCAAGAAAUCUCCCGAGGAGAAACCCAAGGAGAAAGUGGCACCUGAAGAACCUGGAAGCAAGCCUAAGGGUCUUUUGACAACCAUAUUUGGCGACGACGAAGAAGAUGUUGAAUUCUCAAUGCCGGGCUCGCACAGUUCGACAAACGCCGUAGGAGAUGAUAUAUCUGAUGGAGACGAGGAUGGAGACGAUGGCAUUGAGGGGUUAUGGGUUACCUUGACUCCGACGAGUGGGGCCAGUCCUUUCCUUGACACAUUACUAGUCUUGGUUGUCAGUCCUCUGGUGACUUUGACUGUUGUCUACGCUCUUCUCCUUGUGAGAUCUAGGAUACGCCGUCGGCGCUGGCGAGCACCAAAAUCUGUGGUCGAGAGGUUGCCGGUAAGGACAUAUCAGACCAUUGCCACGCCUAGUCCCCAGACUCCUAGACAGCCUUCACCGACCAGUUCGUCAGCAACUACCCCGCUCCUUCAACCUUCGCCUCCAACAAGAGCACGACCUCGAUCAAGAACUACAACAGGGAUACCAGAGCCGGGGGACUUAAUUCGAGUCAAUUCAAACCCAUUGCAGGUGCCUAUAGUCGGGCCACGAACCCCAGAACACGAAAAGCCCUACGGUGGUGAAUCGAGUGAGUGGAGGAAGUAUAUGGGGAAGCAAGUGGAGUGUGUAGUGUGUCUUGAGGAAUAUGUUGAUGGGGUCAGUCGCGUGAUGAGUCUACCUUGUGGCCAUGAAUUCCACGUGGAUUGCAUAACACCAUGGUUAACGACUCGACGGCGAACAUGUCCAAUAUGCAAAGGCGAUGUCGUUCGAUCUCUCGCUCGAGGCUCGCCAUCGAACCCUCGAUAUGCACCAUACCACGACGAUAGUGACGAUGAUACCAUCCAGGUCGAAGCCGCAGAAACAAUCAACACUUCAUCAUCAUCCGCUUUACCAAUCGGCGCCACUCUAACAGACAACGAGGACUUGGAGCAAGGCAUCGUCUCCCCAACACCAACACGGCCGCGGAGAACAGGCCGAACCGCAAGCUGGCGGAGCAUAUUAUCCACCAGCUUCGGCUCCACAUCCCGAAGUCCUCGGCCUCCACAAGAAGACCGCAACCGUUAA
Messenger RNA from Lachnellula hyalina, 2697 nucleotides. It is a transcript of the gene plr-1, whose product is annotated as putative E3 ubiquitin-protein ligase. Gene Ontology annotation, biological process: ubiquitin-dependent protein catabolic process. Gene Ontology annotation, cellular component: cytoplasm. Gene Ontology annotation, molecular function: ubiquitin protein ligase activity; zinc ion binding. Bases 1 to 2697 code for a protein of 898 amino acids. The transcript is spliced from 2 exons. NCBI's taxonomy places the organism in Eukaryota, Fungi, Ascomycota, Leotiomycetes, Helotiales, Lachnaceae. The record is from RefSeq and is a predicted model, not a curated record.